AUGGUUUUGGACACCAACUCCAGCCCAUCUACAUUCCUCUUAAUCGGCAUUCCUGGGCUCGAAUCAGCCCAUCCUUGGUUGGGCCUCCCCUUCUGCAUUAUGUAUAUUGUGGCACUUCUAGGAAACUCUGCCCUCCUGCUUGCCAUCCGACUAGACCACACCCUGCACAGCCCCAUGUUUUAUUUCCUGAGCAUGCUGGGAGUUAUCGACCUGGUCAUGGCUACUUCUACAGUACCGAAAAUGCUUGACAUCUUCUGGAAGGGCUCUCCAAAGAUUGGCUUUAAUGCCUGUUUCAUCCAAAUGUUCCUUAUUCAUUCCAUUACAGCUAUGGAAUCAGGGGUCUUGUUGGCCAUGGCCUUUGAUCGAUAUGUUGCCAUCGGCCACCCGUUGAGAUACGAGACAAUCUUAACACCCCAAAGGGUGGCCCAGAUAGGCCUGGCUAUUCUGAUGAGAGGGAUAUUUUUCAUGGUGCCUUUAAUCUGGAUGGUGAGCAGCUUGCCAUACUGUGCUUCCAGAUGGGUCCCUCAUUCCUACUGUGAGCACAUGGCGGUUGCAAAACUGGCCUGUGUGAAUUCUACAGCCAGCCACAUCUACAUUAUGGCGGGGUCCACCCUGAUCGUGGGGAGCGACACAGCAUUCAUUGUUAUUUCUUAUGGGCUGGUGCUCAGAGCCGUGAGGAAGCUGAGCAAAAAGGCAGAGCAGUGCAAGGCCUUCAGCACGUGCAGUUCCCAUAUUUGUGUGAUGUUGCUGUAUUACCUCCCCGGGAUGGCCUCCAUUUACAUCCAGGGCUUUCCUCAGGGCACACAGCCUCACAUCCAAGUCCUGCUGGCAAAUCUCUAUCUCAGCCUCCCGCCCAUGUUGAACCCAAUCAUUUACAGCAUCCGAAUGAAACAGGUGCGCAAAGCGCUCUGCAGGGUAUUUCUUUUUCUUAAGGGUCCAGUUGGGUGA
Messenger RNA from Euleptes europaea (tarantolino), 948 nucleotides. RefSeq names its product olfactory receptor 52I2-like. Lineage: Eukaryota; Metazoa; Chordata; Lepidosauria; Squamata; Sphaerodactylidae. The transcript has a single exon. Gene Ontology annotation, biological process: G protein-coupled receptor signaling pathway. The record is from RefSeq and is a predicted model, not a curated record. Gene Ontology annotation, molecular function: G protein-coupled receptor activity; olfactory receptor activity. Gene Ontology annotation, cellular component: membrane. The coding region runs from base 1 to 948 and encodes 315 amino acids.